GGUUGUCUUAACUCUUAAGAAGUCUAAUGUAAAGGUAUAUCUAUUCCAGCUCAGUCCCGAUUUCAAGAUUAAGUUUAUGCAUUUAAAAUUUGACCGAACCCAUUAAAUAUUGGUUGCUUUAUUAUUGUAUGACUAAAUUUAUUUUAUGAACGUGGGACAGUAUUUUUCACUUGAAAAAUAGAAAAAAGGAGAGAGAGAAAGCCAAAGAUUGUUUCAAAAUGACUGGUAGUUUUCCUAAUAAAAUAAAACAUGUAGUUUUGGCAGUCAACUUUCUCCAAGUAGAAAUUCCCCGAGAUCCCAUCUGAUUCCAUCUGUGAUCAUAGUCUGGUUCCCAUCAUUCAUCUCGGUAUUCCUUGCAUUGCCCAAAAACAGAGCAAGUCACAGAAGCUAUUGAACUGCCAAAAUGGGUGCUGUGGUGAAGCUCAUAGAUGCCACCAUCUUCUUGUUCCUUGUUGUAAUUGUGGUAGGGGCACCAUUGAUCGACUCGCAGAUUUGUUUGCCUCCCAGUAUCUUCCCCAACUUCCUGAUUGACCUGAAGAACUGGUACACCAGCGAGUUUGGGGAUUAUUUCUUUACUAACACACCUCAUUUCUUUGUCGGGAUGGUUUGGCUUCAACUCCUCUUUCAGUGGCCUCUUGCUCUUCUCAAUCUGUAUGGCAUUUUGGGAUCCAAAUCUUGGUUCAAAACCACCUGCUUGAUGUACGGCGUCUCUGUCAUAUCUACCAUGGUUCCUAUACUAUCAGAACUGCUAUGGUCCGGAAAGGCAUCAGAUAAGAUGAUAAUGGCUUACUCUCCUUUCAUGGGGUUAGGUGUUUUGGCCACCCUUCGUGGGCUGCUCCCACACCCUACAACGAAGACUACAUCAACCGAUGGCAAGAAACCUCCAUUGUCUAGAAAAAAGAGGGUUUAGACUGAAAUUUUUGUAAUCUUUAGUGUUCAUUUAAAGAGACCUUUAUGAUUAUCUUCUAAUGGAACUCUUUCUAGUGGUCUCUUUGGAGGAUUCCUUAAUUUCAUUCGAUGAAGAUUUAUGGAAAUGUAUGGAGAUGAUUUUUCAUCCAAUCUUGGAUUUCAGACCUUGGUUCACUUUAUUGAAUUUAUUUUCUUAUAAUGCUUUAUUGAAUUUAUUUUCUUAUAA
Messenger RNA from Ziziphus jujuba (common jujube), 1135 nucleotides. RefSeq lists its product as uncharacterized. NCBI's taxonomy places the organism in Eukaryota, Viridiplantae, Streptophyta, Magnoliopsida, Rosales, Rhamnaceae. Bases 404 to 910 code for a protein of 168 amino acids. The record is from RefSeq and is a predicted model, not a curated record. Gene Ontology annotation, cellular component: endoplasmic reticulum. The transcript is spliced from 2 exons.